This is a messenger RNA of Xyrauchen texanus (razorback sucker), 2954 nucleotides long. Its product is annotated as ras-related protein M-Ras-like. The coding region runs from base 312 to 938 and encodes 208 amino acids. Lineage: Eukaryota; Metazoa; Chordata; Actinopteri; Cypriniformes; Catostomidae. The record is from RefSeq and is a predicted model, not a curated record. Gene Ontology annotation, biological process: signal transduction. Gene Ontology annotation, cellular component: plasma membrane. Gene Ontology annotation, molecular function: GDP binding; GTP binding; GTPase activity. The transcript is spliced from 6 exons.
AGUAUAACAAGUAUAUAAGCUCAGGUGUUGAAAAUUUGAUUUAUAUAUGUCAAAAACUGAUGCGUUCCCCCUUUCCCGGCGCUGUAAAUCAGUGUAAGCUGCGAGUGCUCGUGAGGUGUGAGGAACUGAAAAAGGCUCCUCGCGCGGGUGAUUGUUGUGCGCGAUAAAACACGUAGUGUAUCCAGUUGUGUAGCAAACAUACAAACGUUUACGUGUGUGCAAUUAUUCGGUAAUGUCGGCUGCAACAUCUGCGCAAACGGAUCGGGCUAUUUGCAUAUGCUGUCGUCUUGUGAUAAGGUGUAGCUGUCUCCAUGGCGACCAGCGUGGUUCCCGGGGACAACUUACCCACGUAUAAACUGGUGGUGGUGGGAGACGGAGGGGUGGGAAAGAGCGCGCUCACCAUCCAGUUCUUUCAGAAGAUCUUCGUCCCUGAUUACGACCCCACCAUUGAAGACUCAUACCUCAAACACACAGAGAUCGACGGACAAUGGGCCAUUCUGGACGUUCUGGACACUGCUGGGCAGGAGGAGUUCAGUGCGAUGAGAGAGCAGUACAUGAGGACAGGAGAUGGGUUUCUCAUUGUCUUCUCCGUGACCGAUAAAGCCAGUUUUGAACAUGUGGACCGUUUUCACCAACUUAUACUGAGAGUGAAAGACAGGGAGUGUUUUCCUAUGGUUCUAGUGGCAAAUAAAGUCGACCUGGUGCAUUUACGUAAAAUCACCAGUGAGCAAGGAUGCGAAAUGGCUUCCAAACACAAUAUUACGUAUAUUGAGACGAGUGCAAAAGAUCCGCCCAUGAAUGUAGACAAAGCAUUUCACGAGCUCGUCAGAGUGAUACGUCAGCAGAUCCCAGAACGGGGCCUAAAGAAGAAGAGAAAGACCAAAUGGCGGGCGGACAGACCUUCGGGGUCCCAGAGACUGCACUGCAUUGUACUGUGACAGCACAUCUCUAUCUCUGGGCGUCAAAGCCAUGAUGAUGACUCCGUGACACGGACUGUUAAAACACACACACACACACGUUGGUGCGGAUAUCCUCAUGAGGACUCUCCAUAGAUGUAAUGAUUUUUAUACUGUACAAACUAUUGAGUCUAACCCUAAUUAUGGGGACACUAGAAAUGUCCUCAUAAACCACAUUUAUAGCAUAAUACCCUUGUAAUUACCAGUUUGUAACCUAAAAAAAAUUUCCUCGUAAACCACACAUACACACACACACACACACACUUACCUACGAUAAGAUCCAGGAACUUGAAAACACAGUUUGAAGAUUCCAUAACUUAUGAUAAAAAUGCAGGAAUUUCAGUUACUGGAAUAAAAAUGUGUGGAAUCUUCUUAAAAAAGUGAAGUCCUGGAAAAUAUGGCAGGAUUUUAGCGCUGUUCAGUCUCUUAAUCUCUCAGAGAACAAUUCAAAGACAUCUCCUCUGAGGCCUUGUUUUGUAUUGUGUUUCUUUAUUUAUUGUGCUGAAUUAUAUAUAUUGUCGAGUGAUUGUUAAACAUUAAGACUUUUGGAAAGGUCUGUUCUGGGAAUGUUCUGACCUGUAAUGAUCAGAAUUCAAGUUGAACUGGCAUUACAUAAAUAGAUACAGACAUUACAAAAGAAUCCUCCCCCAAUUUAGGGAAAAAACGAAUGUCAGUUACCACACCUACGUAUAGUUACUUAUUCAUUUCUAAAGGGAAAUUUAAGAUUCAUUUUCACUGUAAAAUGUUUUGUUUAAUCUACGGGGAAACAAUAGCAACUGUGCCAUGUAAAUUACAGUUAAAUUUAUAUAUUUGAAAAAAUUUAAGCAUUUGCAUUAUAUGUAAUUUAAUGAACAGGGUAACACAUAUUAGUCUAAAAUAAUUAAAUUAACACUAAAUAACAAAAUCUAAACACAUGUUAUGGGAUUGCUAAUUUAUAUUAUUUUAUAGCUCAUUUUAUUCAAUUGAAUGUCAGGAGGAAUUUUUGGCAUGUUUUUUUUUUAUUCCAAAUUUGUUCAAAAUUUUAUAUGCCCUUAGAAAUGAAUGGGUAACUAUGGUAACCAGGAUUUGAUUCCCACACUCUUAGCCACGUGCCCAAAAUGUGACUUGCCAAUUUUAUCUAUAAAAAUUCAAAGACAAAAUGCUGUUCUUUGAUCAGGUCCCCUUUGAAAAUUGAAUGUUAUAAAUCAGGAUAUGAAGGACAUUAGCUGAUUGUAGGUCAGUAAUCACACAAUAAAAGUUUUGUACAUUUAAUGCCUGAUCUCGCAUACGUUGCCAUAAAAAUGGAGUAAAUCAGUAAUUGCACAAAAACAUUACAGUGUUACAUUGUCUUUGAUGCUUUGUUACAUAAUUAUAACAGUGUACAUUGUUACAUCAUAGAACAUUAUGAAGUUAAUUGAUCAAAGUGUGAGUUCCAUUUUGAUCUCGGUUGUAUUUUUAUAUAUAUGUUUUUUUAGUUAUUUUAUUUUUUGCUUGUUUUAAAUGCAUCGUCACUUUACUUUGAAUGUGUUUUCACUCAUUUUUAAAGUUCUCAUUGAUGUUUUGAAUGUAUUGUCUGUUGUUCUAUACACCAAUUUCUCAACUUUGCUUUUUGAGAAAAGUCCAGCUUUAGUGUUUAUGUUAAAGGAACAUCGUCCAGGUAGCCAGUUUAGGCUACAUGGUUUGUUUUGUGAUGGUAUGUUGCAUUUUAUUAUUAUUUUUUUUGUGGUAACUUUAAUCUUACGAAAGCAAAUCUGUUUUGGUUCAAAAACUGGAGAAUGAGAUCUUAAUAUUUUUUAAUUUGUUUUCGUUUGAAACCUGGUGCAAAUUUUGUGGAUCAAUUAUUAAUGAAAAAAAUGUGCAGCUUUUUCUUUAAUAAUUUAUUAUACAAGUUCUGUGUAUUCUUUGACCAUGUUUGUAUGAAGAUCAUGAAACUGCUCUGAUAAAGACGGGAUUUUUUUGCAUCAGGAAUAUUGUAAGAAUUGUAAAGUGGAAUAUAAACCUAUUAUGAUAAUAAUAAUA